This is a messenger RNA of Gossypium arboreum, 1638 nucleotides long. Its product is annotated as 2-methyl-6-phytyl-1,4-hydroquinone methyltransferase, chloroplastic-like. The transcript is spliced from 3 exons. Gene Ontology annotation, biological process: methylation. Lineage: Eukaryota; Viridiplantae; Streptophyta; Magnoliopsida; Malvales; Malvaceae. The record is from RefSeq and is a predicted model, not a curated record. Gene Ontology annotation, molecular function: 2-methyl-6-phytyl-1,4-benzoquinone methyltransferase activity. The coding region runs from base 481 to 1506 and encodes 341 amino acids.
GAAGGAAAUAUAAAUUGGAUUAGGAACAUGAGGAGAGUAAAGAGUCCACGAACCACGAUUGACAAAUAAGCGUAUUGUAUAGCCAACAUCAGCUGAUUUACUUCUCUUACUUCACUACAUUUGAACCAUUAAUUCCUAAUCACAAACAUAAGCACAAUAAUUGAUUCAAGCUAGAAUUACAAACAAUUUCUAAUUACAGAGAAUAAAUAAACAAACCUGCAGACUGAAACCGCCAGAGAGCAGAGUCCAGUCCAAAAGCUGUGGUGUCCGUUUCCUUUAAGUCUCAACCAAAGUUGCAGAAAGCCAGACGCUAAAAUACUAAAACUAGCUAGCCCAAAACGGUACCCUUUUUUUGCUCCAAUCUCGUUUACCCUUAAGGUGUUUAUCUUGGUAAUUGAUAUUUUGCUCAAAUCUUUCAACAAGUAAAGAUUGCAGCUUUUCAAAUCGUGGGUUUUUUUUUUUUUUUUGCUUGCUUAAUCCAUGGCUUCUUCCAUGCUCAAUGGAGCAGAAAACUUCACUCUCAUUAGGGGGGUAACCCCAAAUAGGAUUGAUUUUUUAGGGUCAGGUUUUCAUGGGAAACACUUAUCCAAUUUGGGUUUAGCCUCUAGUGCGAGGAUCUCCAGGCCAGGAACAACAAUGGCUCCAAAGUGCGGCUUAUCAGCAUCAAGGCCAGCUUCACAACCAAGAUUCAUACAACACAAAAAGGAGGCUUUUUGGUUCUACAGGUUCCUCUCAAUUAUAUAUGACCAUGUGAUAAACCCUGGUCACUGGACUGAAGACAUGAGGGAUGAUGCACUUGAGCCAGCCGAUCUUAACAACAGGAACAUGAUUGUUGUAGAUGUUGGUGGUGGAACUGGUUUCACUACUUUGGGUAUCGUUAAGCAUGUGGAUGCUAAGAACGUUACAAUUCUCGACCAAUCUCCGCACCAGCUUGCCAAGGCUAAGCAAAAGGAGUCUCUGAAGGAGUGCAGGAUAAUUGAAGGUGAUGCAGAAGAUCUCCCCUUCCGUACUGAUUAUGCCGACAGAUAUGUGUCUGCUGGCAGCAUAGAGUACUGGCCAGACCCACAACGGGGCAUCAAGGAAGCAUACAGGGUGUUGAAACUAGGAGGAAAAGCUUGUCUGAUUGGUCCUGUGUACCCUACAUUCUGGUUGUCACGCUUCUUUGCGGAUGUUUGGAUGCUUUUCCCUAAGGAGGAAGAGUACAUUGAGUGGUUUGAAAAGGCUGGAUUUAAGGAUGUCCAACUCAAAAGGAUUGGCCCUAAGUGGUAUCGUGGAGUUCGCAGACAUGGUUUGAUCAUGGGGUGCUCUGUAACUGGUGUCAAACCUGCAUCUGGGGACUCUCCUUUGCAGCUUGGCCCGAAGGCAGAGGAUGUAUCGAAACCGAUAAACCCAUUAACAUUCCUGUUGCGCUUUAUACUGGGUACCAUGGCAGCUACGUAUUAUGUAUUGGUACCUAUCUAUAUGUGGUUGAAGGAUCAAAUUGUGCCGGAAGGUCAACCAAUCUAAACAGCGGCCAUACCUGCUGCUGCCCUUCCAAGUUGCCUAUAUUUCUUUAGUCAUAGCGUAUGUAAUGCAAGACAUCUUCUAGCUAUGUGUUUUAUCAUCUAAUAUUAUCCUGUUUGUGAUUCAUAUCUUCAA